UUAGAACAAUCCGUUAACCUCUAACCUCUGACUCCUGGCCCCGUGCGUGCAUGCUACCGGUCUACUAAAAACAGAAACCCCGUAAGACCGAAGCGAUCCCGAUUGAACCUGUGUCGGUGAGGACUCGGACACGAUGCCGACAGACUCCAGACGGGUCCCCGGGCCGCAGGACAGCCGGUCCCCGCACUGGUACGGGAAACACGCGACUCGGCAGGAAGGCGAUACCAGACCUGACGGGAGAGGAGACCACGACCUCCGACCUGUGUACCUCCACGCGGGCGUUGUCAGCCAGGCCACGGGGUCGGCCUACAUCGAGAUGGGUCAGACGAAGGUCAUCGCAGCUGUGUACGGCCCGCGGGAGAUUGCUCGGCGCGAGGAGUUUACGAUGAAGGGUCGGCUGUGCUGUGAGCUGAAGUUCGCCACGUUUGCCUGCAGACGGAGGAGACAGCACAUCCAGGAUAACCAGGAGAAGGACGGGGCGUUGAUUGUCCUACAGGCCCUGGAGCCUGCGGUCUGCUUGGACAGGUUCCCAAAGUCUCAGGUCGAUGUUUACAUCACAGUAUUACAAGACGACGGCAGCGCCCUGGCAGCUGCGAUCACCUGUGCCGCCGCGGGAUUGGCCGAUGCGGGAGUCAUGAUGUAUGACAUCGUGGCGGGGUGUUCCGUGAGACAGUGUGGGGAGAGACAGUUGUUGGACCCCAGUGUGGGUGAGGAGUUAAGUCAGGAGGGGGAGAGUGCAGAGGACCAUGGGAUGGUGACGGUCGGACUGCUGCCAUCGCUGAACCAGGUGUCGGCACUAACGUUAGACGGACAUCUGCAGCAACAAACAGCUGUACAGGCCGUGAAGACGUGCAUCGGUGGAUGCCAAGGAAUCUACCCCAUCCUUAAAGACUGCUUAGUCACGUCUACAAGAAAGAAGAUCCCCGCCUUGGAUCCGAAGUCGAGCCAUGCGAGCACAGAGGGACAAAACGGGCAGACAUGAGAGUACAUAUAAGCCACUUCACCGUAUGAACUGCUCAUGCACAAGGUCAAAGGUCAUAUUAGAAGAUGAACGGACGGACAUGAGACUGAAGAGACCAGCAGGCUUUUAGCCAGGCAUGCGUCAUGGCGUCAUCUGGACGCGCUUUUCUUAAAAUAACAAGAAAUUGUACGCACUAGAUGCUCUUACACUGGGGAGCAGAUCCUCUGACAAGCAUGAAAUUCUGAUUGACCAGGGAUGCCACCAGGUCAUUUGUGGUCACAGUCUUCUACUAUGACCUCUUUCACAGUCCACUUUCAAUGCCCCCCCCCCCCCCCCCC
Molecule: messenger RNA, 1299 nt
Organism: Branchiostoma floridae (Florida lancelet)
Lineage: Eukaryota; Metazoa; Chordata; Leptocardii; Amphioxiformes; Branchiostomatidae
Product: exosome complex component MTR3-like
Exons: 10
Coding region: 134-982 (282 amino acids)
Biological process (GO): poly(A)-dependent snoRNA 3'-end processing; nuclear mRNA surveillance; U4 snRNA 3'-end processing
Cellular component (GO): cytoplasmic exosome (RNase complex); nuclear exosome (RNase complex); nucleolus
Source: RefSeq, a predicted model, not a curated record